CACACUUCUCCAACUAUCUCUUCUCUUCUUCCUCAACAUCGAUCCCUAGCUAGCUUCUUCCUUAUCAUUCGCUUCUCCGAUUAGUUUUCCAUGGCGCCAAACAACCAAGCAUCCGUAAAUGAGGGCAAGUACCCUAUCCCAACCAUGACCAACCUCGACCUUGAGAACCAACCCACCCAAGAUCUCAAUACUUCCAAGGACAACGACGACUUCGACUACUCCAAACGUUCUCAGUGGCUCCGCGCCGCUGUCCUGGGAGCCAAUGACGGGCUGAUCUCCACCGCGUCUCUAAUGAUGGGUGUUGGUGCUGUAAAGCAAGACAUAAAAGCCAUGAUACUGACGGGGUUUGCCGGACUGGUAGCCGGUGCCUGCAGCAUGGCCAUAGGAGAAUUUGUCUCCGUUUACUCGCAGUUGGACAUAGAGGUGGCUCAAAUGAAAAGAGACAACAAAAACAAGCAGAACAGCCAGGUGGUGCACGUGGAAGUAGAUGAGGAGGGAAAAGAGAAGGAGAACUUGCCAAACCCAUUACAAGCAGCAGCUGCAUCGGCUCUUGCGUUUUCGGCUGGAGCAAUAGUACCAUUGCUAGCAGCCUCGUUUAUAAGGGAGUAUGGGGCAAGGUUAGGAGCCGUGGCGGCGGCGGUGACAUUGGCCUUGUUGGUGUUUGGGUGGAUGGGAGCAACUUUGGGGAAGGCACCAGUUAUGAGAUCUACGAUUAGGGUUUUGGUUGGAGGGUGGAUGGCCAUGGCUAUGACCUUUGGGUUAACCAAGUUGAUUGGAUCUAGCGGACUGUAAGCCUAGCUAGCUCAUCUAUUUUCUUCCUCUCUCUCUCUCUCUCUUUCGGCCCUUGGGUUAUUUCGAUGUGUGUUUACGACAUGUAAGCAGGUUAUUUUGAAGAUACGUACGUAUAGGAGAUGUACGAAUGGUGAUCAAAGUUCAAAGUUCUGCUUUCUGUAACUUCAGACUUACCGAAGAAAUUAAAUGUAUAUCAAUAAUAAUUGUCAAAACUUUGCAUGAUAGUUUGAGAA
Argentina anserina (silverweed cinquefoil) is the source of this 1025-nucleotide messenger RNA. RefSeq names its product vacuolar iron transporter homolog 2-like. Gene Ontology annotation, cellular component: membrane. NCBI's taxonomy places the organism in Eukaryota, Viridiplantae, Streptophyta, Magnoliopsida, Rosales, Rosaceae. Gene Ontology annotation, biological process: intracellular manganese ion homeostasis. Gene Ontology annotation, molecular function: manganese ion transmembrane transporter activity; iron ion transmembrane transporter activity. The record is from RefSeq and is a predicted model, not a curated record. The transcript has a single exon. Bases 91 to 792 code for a protein of 233 amino acids.